AUGCAGUGGAAGACCCUUUUCCUAGCCGCUGCGGCGAUCCCGCAGCAAGUCUCUGCCCAGUAUGCCACGGCGGCCAUGAUGCGUUUCCAGUGUUCUAGACUAGUUGUCGAGCGUGUAGACCCCCUCGUGUCUCCGGGCCUAAUCCAAUCGCCCCAUAUACAUCAGGUUGUCGGCGGAAACUCGUUUAAUGCGACUAUGGCACCUGUUGAAUACGACCUUCCCUCAGAAUCGACCUGCACAACUUGCUCUUUCAGCGAAGAUUUCUCCAACUACUGGACAGCCAACUUGUAUUUCAAAGCCCGCAACGGGACUUACAAGAGGGUGAAGCAGAUGGUUAACCUAGGUCUUCAAGGUGAGGAGGGAAUGACCGUCUACUAUAUCCCGCCCUAUGACGGCCACACCCAGGUUACCGCCUUCAAGCCGGGUUUCCGAAUGCUCGUCGGUGAGGCCAUGCUACGCACAGCCCAAGGUCAGCAAAAGCAGCUCUGCCACCGCUGCUACACCAACGUCAACCAGACUCCCUUCGGCGGUGCACCCUGUGCAGACCCACAAAUGGAUACAGCUGCACUCCCAAACAAGCAAUGCGACGGCGGUAUCCGUGCUACCAUUACCUUCCCAACUUGCUGGGAUGGUAAAAACCUGGACAGCCCCGACCACAAGAGCCACGUCGCGUAUCCGUCGAGCGGGAGCUUCGAGAUGUCCAGCGCAUGCCCGUCGACGCACCCGGUGCGCUUGCCGCAAGUCAUGUACGAAGUAAUGUGGGACACUCGAGAGUUCAACGACCCCUCAAUCUGGCCUGAGGAUGGUAGCCAGCCCUUCGUAUACAGUAUGGACGACCAAACCGGCUAUGGCUGGCAUGGUGACUACAUGUUUGGUUGGAAGGGAGACGCCCUGCAACGCGCAUUGGACGCUCGAUGCUCCAACGACAAGUGCUCCCAGCUUCAGACCCAGACGCCGGCCGAGGCCGCGGCUUGCAAGAAGGAGCAGACCAUCAAGGAGGAUAUAGACGGAUGGCUGACUGAGCUGCCGAGCGUGACGAUGUGA
Messenger RNA from Annulohypoxylon truncatum, 1044 nucleotides. RefSeq lists its product as uncharacterized. The transcript is spliced from 6 exons. The coding region runs from base 1 to 1044 and encodes 347 amino acids. Lineage: Eukaryota; Fungi; Ascomycota; Sordariomycetes; Xylariales; Hypoxylaceae. The record is from RefSeq and is a predicted model, not a curated record.